Messenger RNA from Rotaria sp. Silwood2, 1311 nucleotides. The record is from the annotation of a GenBank genome assembly. NCBI's taxonomy places the organism in Eukaryota, Metazoa, Rotifera, Eurotatoria, Philodinida, Philodinidae.
AUGCAUAGAAUAUAUUUAUCAUUAUCGAUUUUUUUAUUUACAUUGUCAAUUAUUCAAUGUGAUAUAACAAAUCUUGAUGAAUUUUUUCAUGUACUUAAACAGAAUUCAUCAAAAGAGUAUCCAGUUGGAUUUCUAUCACAAGCUAAUUUUGAUGUUGUCAAAAGAUAUCUACCAAAAAACAUUAAAAAUGCAUUUUUUCAUGAUAAAAACGAAAUGUUAAAAGCUAUUGAGAAUGAAAAAAUUAUUGCCGGUGUUACAACAGGUACAUCCGCUCAAGACACAGACUCACGUUUUCAUGUAUUUUCAUCGUUAUUGGUUUCACCACAAGCAAUGCUUGUUGCACCUGAUUAUGACCGUAUAUUAGCACCAUAUGGAUUGCAAAACACGUCAAGUAAUGAUUUAUUUGAUGCACUUAAUGCUGCUAUAGCUGAUGUACAAAGAGAAGAUACAGAUGAAACAUUACUCACGAAUAAUAAUAUAACGAAUUUAGUUCGAGUUUAUACAUGCCGUCAAGAAAUACAAUUACCCGUUCCUAAUCGUGAUGAUACAACGGGUUAUUUACGUGAUAUAUUAUUUAAUACAACAAAUAUUGUAAUUGGUGGUGUAGGACCAAAGGAUUGGGGUGUACAUGAUGGAAAUUAUAAACUACCGUCACCUACUGGUUUUUAUCCUCAAUUACUUGAAGCUAUUGUUGAAAAACUUGGUAAAUUAAAAGGACCAGAUGGAAUUGUUUAUAAUGAAAAAUUAACUUUUCAACGAAAAUUUUAUAAUACUUCAGAAUUGCUUUUUCAAGCUUUACUUAAUGGAGAUAUUCAUGCAACUGAUAUUUAUAUACUUAUUGAUGCACCGUAUAAUGGUACAGGUGAAGAAUGUUCAAAUAAUAGUCAAUGUCGAGCACGUGAAACGUGUGCCGACGGUAUUUGUACUCAUCCACCACGACCAAGAUCCCUUCACUUUCGUACAACAUGUACAACUGCUAGUCGUGAUACGAAAUUUAUUACAAAACAAAAUAGUAGUUUUCUAAGGGGAGACACAUCGUCAAAUAAUCAAGCUAAUGAUUCUCGUCAAACACCAAAAACACGUUGGAUUGGUUUUAUUUUAUUGUUUGUUGCGCUUUUUGGGACUAUAUUUCUUGGAUUAAUUAUACUUAUGCGUCGAAAAAAACAUUAUCGUGUUGAACGUACAAUACAAGGGGGUUUUGGUAAGUUUGCUCGUCUUCAAGAAGAAUCUGAACCACCUAUUGAAGGUAUGGAUGCAUUUGAUGACCAUGUUGUACAAUCACCCAGAGAGAAUAUCAAUUCAACAAGUUAA